AAGUGUGCACACGGCGCUGGGGUCCAUCCCUCCUACUACACACAAAACUAGCACUGAAAAGAGAAGACGACGACACUGAGAUCUUAGAUCAGCAUGCAUGGUCUAGAAUAGACCUCUGCAUCAAUACUAGCCGUCUUCAGGCACCCGCGGACCUGCCAGUCACAAAGAUCAGCACCUGGGGUGAAGACUGAGGCCCUGGCUUCCUGCUGAGUGUGUACCAGAAGUUAAUCUGAGACCGUGGCAGUCGCUUUCCAAAAUUAAUGGCGUGUGUCACAGCUGAAGAAAAGCUCACUCCACUGGAAUAAUUGCCACCCAAACCCUACACCGCGCUGUCUGGAGCCAGGGCCCUACUGACUCUCAGUGAGGCUGCAAUGAGUGGUUCCUUCUCUGCUGCUGUCAAACCGCUCACCCGGUUCAUCUCGAACACAUCUAUUUUCCUUUGCGUUGUUUCCGAAGUGCAAAAGUGUGGCACCGAGGACGAGUUAGAGCACUCAGGAUACAGCACCACAGAAGAAGAAACGACGAAUGUAGAGACAACCAGCGCUUUGGCUCUGGUGAGCACAGAAGUGUUAACUGCAGAUACGAAUUCUACACACACCAAUGAGUCCCCAGGCCUGCAGGACUUCGUGCUAAUGGUGGCGGUCCCACUGGCGGCGCUGGUCAUUCUUUUAUCUGUGGUUCUUCUUGUGGUCUACCUUAAAAGCAGGAGACACAAGCAAGAGCCUCCUAGCCAAGGAUCUCAGAGUGUCUUCCAGACAUACGAGCCCAUUGGCGAAAACCUGAAAGUCCCUAUUUUUGAAGAGGACACACCCUCCGUGAUGGAAAUAGAGAUGGAGGAGCUGGACAGGUGGAUGAGCAGCAUGAAUAGAAAUGCUGACUAUGAAUGUUUACCUACUUUGAAGGAAGAAAAGGAGCCAAACCUCAGCCCAAGCGACAGUGAGUCCUAAUCUGAGCUGUGUUGGUGUUCUCCAAGAGCACGCUCCCUGAGGGCACCUGCUGUGCCUGCCUCGGGAAGAUGAAGAGGAGACAAGUUCCAUUCGUUUCAAAUCAGCGUAGACACAAGACCGUUUUACUGUUUCUUCCACCACCCCCUCUUCGGACGAUGACAUCCCAUGGACUAGUCCUAGGAAAGGCCUGGCUGCCCAUCAGAGGAACUCAGGGUGCAGAAGGAGCUCUUCUGGUCAGUGGGCGUCCUCUCCUCACUCACUCUGAUCACCUUUAAGUCGCCAUCACUGGUCUGCUUCACUCCUGAGGAUUCGAAUAAGGAAGCUGGUCUUCUUCCGGGUCACCUCACUACCUCCCGGCUUUGGAUGACACUGUCUCGUUAUUAAUGUCCUCUGACAGGUCAACUCUCGUCUUCUGGGACUUUCCUCACGUCAUACCACGUCACAGCGAAGACACCAAACAAAGCAAGUGUUUCAUAUCCACACCAUCCCAGGGGGCUGUUGGGCUUGUUUCUCACCUGCUAAGGACAUAAAGCAAGGAAGGGCACAGCCCCCAUGGGAGAUCCCUGAGUGGCUCGUAGACUUGCACCCAGCCACAUCUCAGUCACCUUUGAAAACGGUGGAGAAGAAAUAGCCGUCGUUAAAGAGAGAAACAACCUUUUUCCUCUCCACCAAGAUCACCUUGCAACAUCUCAAAGCUGUUGUUUUGAUCUUGUCUCAUCCCACGGGCCUGUCCUGUACGGGCACGCGGCAUGGAAUGCAUGCAGGCUGAGAUCAUCGUGGAGAUUCUCAAGGGUGAACAAGAUAGAUCUGUACCUGUGGUAGCUGUGGCUCGCCGUGCUCUGCAGUCUCUCCUGCACCCUACGGCCCUUCCUGUCGGGCUGCGAAGAGUCCCCAGCCCUCAACACAACACUCCGGGAGGUGGCUAUCGGGCCGUCACAGAAGGCGUUCUGCUCGAGAUUCCUGGACAUCCAUGUGCUAAAAACUGUGUCACGAAAUGCAGAAGGGCCCACUAAUAUCUUCUCCUCCAUCAAGCCCGCCUCAUUUAAAUCCUUAGCUUUCUAGCUCUGACCUUUGAAAGGCCAUCUAGCAAAUUGAGUCCUUAGCUCUCCUGGGAUGCUUGGUAUUUUGUUCCAGGAAAGAAACAAAGAAUGAGAAUUUUAUUCUGCUAGCCACAUAUAAACCGAAGGGAGAUGAAGCUAACUGAACUUUUUGCUGCUGAAUUUGGAGUCUGUGUUUGAAAGGCUACCUUCAUGCUCCACAGAGUGCCUUCUGCCUCCUUGAGGCCCCUUCAUCGAGCUCUUGCCUUCUGAGUUAUACAGAUAAUUUUAUAGGCAGAACUGCAGGCUAGGGUGGUCUCUCUAGACAGUGAAAGACAAGUCUGGUUGCGUCGGAUCCCGGCUCUCCCACUGUCCUGGGACUUAGCAGUGCUCUGACAAAGGACAGUGUUCAACAGUGCAUCCUCAACAGAUUGGUCUGUCACACCCUCAGUGUUCUGACAUGGCUCUGUCCCUGCCCUUGGACAUUCACAAUCAAUUUGUAACCUGCUCUGAUCCUCAGACAUUCCGCCAGCAAAUGCUGCCUUCUGAGUUAUCUUUGCUUGUAUUGUCUUCUGCUUAUGACCGUUCCUUGAAAUUUGCUUGUCUUUCUCUGAAAAGUCUGGUUCCCUCUUUCUCGGGCUGUCCAAGAUCCUCGCUGACUACCCAAGCCUUUGGCCUGUUCAAUAUCAAACUUUGGAAGUCCUCAGAAGGGUCCGAGGUCUUGGACUGUUACUCUGGAUAAAGCAAGGUUUUGUGAGAUGAUAAUGAAAUUCUCAUCCAAUCUACUAAAGAACCUCAAACUCCCAAAGAAACCAAUUGACCUGCAAGACGUUGGGUUUACAUCUGAGAACUGUGCUGGCUUCUCUAGAUGCACAGUGCCAUAGGAACUUUCUACAAAGCUAGUUUGCUCUGGCAAGACUCAUGAUGUUAGCAUGGGUCAAGUGGUCAAGUAAACCCUAGGAUCUUGAAUCUUUUUAUUAUUAGAGAAUCAGAGCACAGCAUAUGUAUAUGACAAUUCCAAGAAUUCUUUUUUUAAAAACUUAAUUACCUAUGUAUACAACUGUUCCAUUUGCUUGUGUGCCCACAUGACAGAAGAGGGCAUCAGAUCUCACUAUGGAUGAUUGUGGGCCACUACAUGGUUGUUGGAACUUGAACUCAGGACUUCGGGAAGGAUAGCCAGUGCCCUUACCCACUCUUUCCAGCCCUCCAAGAAUUCUUAAAACAAAAUAUUUAUCUUUUACAUUAUUAAUAGAAAAAAAAGUCUCAUCAGUUUGUCCAAGCUGGAUAGCCAAUCAGAACAAAUCAGAUUUUAAAAUAAAGAUGGGCAGGGAAUAUAUCCCAGUUGGGGGUUGUUUUCCUCACCCACACAGAGCCCUGGGUUCAGGUCUUAGCAUAAACUCAGUGUGGCUGCAGGAAGGUCAUUCCCACAAGUUCAAGGUCAUUCUCCACCAUAGAGGGAGUUUGUGGUCAGCUUGGACUGUGUAAGAUCUUACUCAAAAAAAAAAAAACAAACCCCAAAAACCAAAAACAAAGAACCAUUUUAAAGACACAUGCUUUGGGGUGUGUGUGUGUGUGUGUGUGUGUGUGUGUGUGUGUGUGUGUUUUAAAAGCAAAGUAGGUUGAUAACAUUGCCUGGGAGAAUUUCUUUGGAAACUUGUUUCAAUAAAUACGUAAAAAUUUC
Messenger RNA from Myodes glareolus (Bank vole), 3665 nucleotides. RefSeq names its product transmembrane protein 154 (gene Tmem154). Lineage: Eukaryota; Metazoa; Chordata; Mammalia; Rodentia; Cricetidae. The record is from RefSeq and is a predicted model, not a curated record.